This is a messenger RNA of Bombina bombina (fire-bellied toad), 3593 nucleotides long. It is a transcript of the gene DCUN1D5, whose product is annotated as defective in cullin neddylation 1 domain containing 5. The coding region runs from base 199 to 1008 and encodes 269 amino acids. NCBI's taxonomy places the organism in Eukaryota, Metazoa, Chordata, Amphibia, Anura, Bombinatoridae. The record is from RefSeq and is a predicted model, not a curated record. Gene Ontology annotation, molecular function: ubiquitin conjugating enzyme binding; ubiquitin-like protein binding; cullin family protein binding. Gene Ontology annotation, biological process: protein neddylation; positive regulation of ubiquitin-protein transferase activity. Gene Ontology annotation, cellular component: ubiquitin ligase complex. The transcript is spliced from 10 exons.
GACGUUACCCCGCUUGGCCGGGUAGGGAACCGGUGUGCUCUUGCAACGACUUCAGCCAGAAUUUGAGCUGAGAGGCCUUAGGGCAAGUCUUUGAAGUUGUACAAAGGAAGCGGAAAGAAAAUAACCUUGAACAGUCUGCAGAGAACUGCUGGACCUGAGCAGGAAUCAGCUAGUGAGCCACUCUGCAGUGGCAAUCACAUGACUCUGCCAAUCACCAGCUGUGUUCAACUUGGCCGCUGCAGCUCCAAGCAGGUCUCUCUGUGCUCCAUUAUACAGAACUCAUCACCCAGAGAUAACAACAUGCCUGUGAAAAAAAAAAGAAAAUCCACUGCAACAGAAGAACUGAACCUGAAAAAAUGUAGAAUUACUAGUUAUUGCAGAUCACAAGCACCAGGAAGACUAAUAAGCGAAGAUGACUUAUUUUCAAGCAAGAAGUGCCUGGCCUGGUUUUAUGAAUAUGCAGGUCCUGAUGAAAUUGUAGGGCCUGAAGCUAUGGAAAAAUUUUGUGAAGAUAUUGGUGUAGAGCCUGAAAAUAUCAUUAUGUUGGUUCUAGCAUGGAAACUAGAAGCUGAAAGCAUGGGCUUUUUUACCAAGGAAGAAUGGUUAAAAGGAAUGUCUUCUUUACAGUGUGAUUGCACAGAAAAGUUACAGAGUAAAUUUGAUUACCUACGUGCCCAACUGAACGAUAUAACAGCUUUUAAGAAUAUUUACAGAUAUGCCUUUGAUUUUGCAAGGGACAAGGACCAGAGAAGUCUUGAUAUUGAUACAGCAAAAUCCAUGCUGGCACUCUUGCUAGGUAGAACGUGGCCUCUGUUUUCAGUAUUUUUCCAAUAUCUUGAGCAAUCAAAAUACCGAGUUAUGAACAAAGACCAGUGGUACAAUGUGUUAGAGUUCAGCAGAACUGUUCAUGCAGACCUUAGUAACUAUGAUGAAGAUGGUGCCUGGCCUGUCCUUCUUGAUGAAUUUGUCGAGUGGCAAAAGGUUCGUCAAACAUUAAAGCAACAUUAAUUCCUUUUGAUGGAAAAUACAGACUUUUAUUUGCCCUUCAAGUCAAAAUGAGAGAGAUUUGAAGAGUACUCUUCCAUCUUUGCCUGAUUUUUUAUUUUUUAUUUUUUAAUAAAGAAACUGAAGCCUUCUUGCUACACAUGAUGGGCAGUGAUCUGCAUCAGACUGAACAAUGGAUUUGCUCUUUGUUUUAUGGUGUUUACACUUAUUUUACAUCAAAGCUCUAAGUUGUUCUGCGUUUAUUAAGGUUCAAAUCAAAGCCCUGUUUCGAUCUUAAUUGUUGUGCAUUUAUUUUUUUGGCCAAGCAUUAAUUUGUUUUAAAAGAUUAAGUCAAUGGUUCCUAAUUCCUGUUAUAUGACCUAGUACAUAUCUUCAUUGUCGCUGUCUGCAUUUUCAAUCUGGUUAAAGGGAGAGGAAACCCCAACUUUUUCUUUCAUUAUUUGGAUAGAACUUAAAAUUUUAAACAACUUUCCAAUUUACUUCUAUUAUCAAAUUUGCUUCAUUCUCUUGUUAUCCUUUUCUUACGAAAAAGUAUUGGACUACAGGCAGCUAGCUGGACACAUCUAGUCAGCCAAUCACAAGAGUCAAAUGUGUGCUGGCACCAAUCACUAGCUCCCACUAGAGAGGAUAUGUGCAUAUUCUUUUUCAACAAGGGAUACCAAGAGAACAAAGCACAUUUGAAAAUAGAAGUGAAUUUAAAAAUGUUUUAAAAUGAAAUGCUCUAUCUGAAUCAUGCAAGUUUAAUUUUGACUUUCCUAUCCCUUUAAAUAUGGCUUUCAUUGUAACUUUGCAUCUUUAGUACUUCUUUUGUACUGUAAUUAUUAUUUCUAUGGCAUUACUCCUUUGUCCCGUUUCAAACAGACACAGCGUUGUAUUACCAGGGAUUUCUGCUUUAAAACAAAGGCUAUUAUUUUUCCCGGGAUCAGACAUUUAUUAUUGUAACACAUCUUCUGUGUUUGUGUUUGUAGAUAAAGUUAUCCAAUCUAGACAAAAAAAAUACACCUAGUAAUGAAGCAUUUGCCGUUAUAGUGUCUGGCUGUGGGAAUUGGUCUACAUGGAUGUGUGCUGCCUAGUAAUACCAAGAUAAAUAAUAGGUCUUGCAGAGUUUUGACCCAUUCACUUUAAUUGCUAAACAACCAGUCAACCUAUUACUAGAUAUUUGAAACCAUUGGAUUCAACUGUUUUUUUGUCCUUAAAUAUUCUUUAUUUACAUGUUUUGGAUAUAUUUUUCCAAAUUGUUUCACUUAAACUUUUAUUAAAUUAUCUUGCCAUAUUUUUAUUUCAAAAUACAGAUAGCUAAAAAGUCUUCUGCAUUUUCAGUAUACAAAUAUUUACAUUGUUGAUGUAUACCAUGCCCCAUUGCUUGGUGGUGGGCAACAAAUUUGCUGCAUCAAAGUAUUUAUUUGCUUUCACUUGCACAUAAGUUAAAGUACUGCUCAGUUUCUGUUGCCAUCUAUUUAUGCUGCACACCAAAUAAAUCUUGGCUUUGUUUGGAUGCUUAUGUAUAUCAAGCCAAUUAAGGUCACAAGGACGCAAUAAUUGUAUCAUUUUUGUUGUUGGCUUCACUUUAGUUUGUACCAACAAGUGUCCGUCUGCCCUUUUCAGCCAUGCCAGCCUUAAAGGGACAUGAACCCCAAAACAUUUAUUUCAUGAUUCAGAUAGAACAUACAAAUUUAAACAACUUUCCAAUUUAGUUCUAUUAGCUUAUUGGCUUCAAUCUCUUGGUAUCCUUUGUUUAAAAGGAUACCUAGGUAGGCUUAAUAGCUGGGAGUUUGGUCCUUCUUGGUGGUUGUACAGCUCCCAGUAAAGAAUACCAUUGUUUCCUUCUUAGCUGAUGAGAGUCCAUAGCUUCAUAACAUGUGGGAUAUAUUCCAGCCUAUCAGGAGGAGGUCAAUUGCCCUCAAAGAGCUUUAGCCCCUCCUACCUCCUCUCAAGUUUAUUAGCCUCUGAGGAGAGAGGUUAUAGAUUUCAGAGGUGCUGUACUCUCAAAAAUGUAUUAUUUUAUUCAUAUGAUUUGUGGGCUCAGACCUGACUUGGGACCCAGUACCCCUAGGUAACUUAAUAAGAGAAUUAAGCAAAAUUGAUAAUAGAAGUAUAUUGGAAAGUUGUUUAAAAUUGCAUGCUCUAUCUAAAUCGUGAAAGAACAUUUUUGGAUUUCGUGUCCCUUUAAGGUGUAACAUACCUUUUUAUUUAUUAUAUAUUUUUCCAUCUCUGUAUGUGAAGGAGGAAUUUAACUUCUGCCCUUUGCAUUCUCGAUUGCUACGCUUUUGUAAAGUAAAAUAAUCAGAUGGUUUGCCCAUGCCUACGAAUUAAUUUAUACAUAGUUAAAGCAACCUAUACUGUACAGACUUCAUUAUGCCCGAUUUCUUUGUAUCCUGGUAUAGAUGCUAUAUCCUGGUUGUGAGUACUGUUGGUAUUCUAAAAAAUAAAACACAUUUUGCCAACUCAUUUGGGUAAUGUCAAUUUUAAGAAAUAAUUAUUGCAGAAAUGUGUUAAUAUUGUAGGACACACCGUUAAGUAAUAAUUAUUACAGAACCCUGUUUGUAAAUUAUUUUGAAUGGAAGAUUAAAGAAAUGACACAAUUUAAA